UUCAUUCUCGUGACAUAUUUGACAACUACAAAAAUAAAUAUACGUGGAAUAAUGUGAAAAUUAAUAUAAAUUUUUAAUUAUUACUAGUUUUAAUAUACAAAAUGGAAUCUGCUGUUACAAAUGACACAAACAAAAAGUCAAUUCUAGAAAAUUUAACCAAGGAGGAGCUCGUCAAAAAAUGUACCCAACUAUUACAAAUUGCCCAAAAAGCAAAACAAUCCAAAAGUACACUACAAGAGGAAAACAGUAAGUUAAAAACUGAGUUAAAUAAGAAAAAUACCGACCCUGAUCCUGCUUUACAAGAAUAUAUAGACAAUUUAACCCAACAAAAGCUGAACUUAGUAACUGAUAACCAAUCUUUAAAAACUAAAAAUGAAACCUUGUCCAAGAGAAUUGAAGAGUAUGAAGUGCAACUGAAGGAAUGCGAAGAAAAACUCAAUACUUGUGAUAACGAAAACACCUCUUACAAGAGGCAAAUAAGAAGGUUAACAGACGAAAACGAACAGUUGAUUGUGGAUCUAGAAACACUAGAAAAACAGCUAGCAAUAGCAAAAGAAAAAGUUUCUGAUGAAGCAAAUUUAAUAGAUUUAAGUGAAUCCAAAGAGAAAGAUGAAAAACGCCAAGAACUGGAAAAGAUGUUGAGUAUUAGCUUAGAAGAAAUUAAGAAGUUGAAAAAUGAAAAUAGUGGUCUAAACGAUAAGAUCGAAGUUCUUAAAAUUAAUUUAGGUGAAAAGGAUAAAAGCAUACUGACCAUUAGUCAAGAAUUAGUGUUGUCAAAAAGUUUGAUUGAAGAGUUUGAAGGAUUGAACAAGAAAAAAGAAGUCAACGAAGCAGAGAGUAAUAAUCUGAAUAUAAAAUUGUUAGAAUCUGAAAAUAGUAUAAAAGAGUUAAAAGAAAAUAACACAAAACUCAAGCAAAAAUUAAAAUUUUAUCACUCGAAAAUAGUGAAGUUUGCUAGUAUAGCUAAAGAGUUGAAACAAAACAAAGCUGAGAUUUUAGAUAUGUUUAAAUCGUACAUAGACCAAGUAAAAGAAUGGAAAGAUCAGUUAGACUUAGGGGAGAAGAACAUAGUAAAAUAUCUCAGCAGUGUUGUAGCAGAAAACCAAGCCUUGAAGCAAAAAGUAGAGGAGCAAAGUAAAGUUGAAGAUAGUUGUAGUUUUGACAAUGAAAUCAAAAUUCUUACUGAUAAACAUGAGAAUGAGAAAUCUGACUUACAAAACCAAUUAAUACACUCACAAGACCAAAUCCUAAACAUCACUGAGGAAAUUAAACGGGCUAAUUUAAAUAUUUCACAGUUAACUAAAGACAUUGAUCAACUAAAACAAAACAAUUUGGACUCCAAUAAAGUAAUAGAAGAGAAAGAUAAAAUUAUUAAUGAGAGCCAGGCUCUUAAAGCUACAUAUGAUGAAGAAAAAGAAGUAUUAUUAAAGGGGAUACAAGAAUUGGAGUACUUGAAAGAGAAUAAUUUAGAUAUUGAAGAAAGUCUAAGAGAAUCAAGUAGGAAAAUUGAAAAUUUACUCUUGGAAAUUCAAGAAUUACAAAAGCAACUAGAGGAAAAGAAAAAAAUUGAGACCGAUUUCAACAGUAAGUUAGCAGAAAAGCAAAAAUUAGAAAAUGACUUAAAUGUUCAAAUAAGUGAUUUAGAGAAACAAAUUGAGGCCCUAAAACGUAGUAAAACAAAUGUUGAGAAGGUAAUAGAAGAUUUAGAAAGCCAAAUUGAAAGUUUAAAAACAAGUACUGAAGAAAAAAUCACUUCGAUGAGUACAAUUAUUCAAGAACAAGAAAAUGAACUGAAUAUAUUAAGGAAGGAAAAUACUACACUGCUAAAGAUUAAAUCAGAUCUUCAUGAAGAAAUUAAUAAAAUCAAUAAUGAAGAGAAAGAUCUUAAAGAAAAAUCAGAAAAAUUCACUGUAGAAACACAAGAUAAAUUAAAAGAGUGUGAGAAGACUGUAGCAAACCUACAAAAUCAAGUUCGUUCAUUCGAAGAAUUAGAAAGGAGGUCAACAGAAGAGAUUAAAAACAUAGCGAAUGAAAAUAAACAACUAACAGCACAAAAUGAAACUUUGCAGGAAAAUCUUCGAAAAUUCCAGUAUUCUUUAUCUAACAGAAUAGAUUGCUCUAUUCAAACAAACGAAGUGCCUUAUAAUUUAGAUGAAUUUGAAGAACAAGUUGUUAGUUUAAAGAGAGAAAACGCUGAAUUGCUGUCUGAAAUGAACGAAAUGAACCAAGCAAUUAAAGAAAGAGGUGAAAUAAUUUCUAAAUUGGAAGCGCACCGUGAAGAGGUACUAAAAAAACUACAAAUUCAUGAAACCCAAGCCAAUAAAAACAUUGAUAAUAUCACAGAGAAAGAAAGGAUCAUUGAAUGCUUGAAUUUAGAACUACAAGAGUACAAAAAUAAUAGAAAUCUUGGUGCUAGUAAUGAAAUUAUUAGUUUGAGAAGUGAGAUAGAGAAUUUAAGGGAUAGGUUGAAUGCUAAUAUGGAGAAUAGUUAUGCUGAUAAUGAUACUUUGUCCACUUCAACCAUUUCCAGGACUGAAGAGGUGAAUAGGUUGAAGGAUCUGGAGGGAUCUUGGGAGGAGAAGUAUGGAAAGUUGAGAAAUUUGGCAGUAAAACUUAAGGGUAAAGUUAGAGAACUUACCCAAACCAUAGCACAAAAUCAAUCGGAACAGGAAGAAGCACAAAAGAAAUCGAUGAUAAACAUAAAGACCAUACAGAACCUACAAAAUCAAUGCGAUAAACUAGAAGACGACUUGGAGAAAUCGCGCAAGGAAUGCAAAAAUCUACAAAUACAGCUGAACACUGCCGCCAACGACAUCUCCCGUGAUAAACAACAAUUAGCGGACAAAGAAGAACAUGUCAGCACAUUGAAGGUGGAGAUAGAGAAUUACAAAAAAGAAAAACAAGCCACAGAUAAUUGGAAAAAGCAGGUCGGUGCCAAAAUCCAAACACUUAGGAAGGAAUUGGAGGCGAAUAAUGUGUUGAAAAAGGAAUUUGAAGCCAAAAUUGUCACGCUCAACGGUAGCUUAGAAAAUAAAGAGCAAGCAUUGAAAGCCGAAGUCGAGAGCCACAAACAUACCAAAAAUCUUCUAGAACAAUCGAAUAACGAGCGUAAAAAGAAUUCCGUCCUCAGUUUGGAGAUGCAGGACUACGAAAGAGGGGCUAAGGAAUCGACCAAGAAGCUAGAGAAGCAACAGGAAGAAAUAACGAAACUAAACAACCAAAUUGAGUCGCAAAAAACGACUAUUAACGCUCUUAGGGAACAAAACAAGCUUUUAGAAAAUAGAGUUACUGAAGAGCAACGUAAUCUACUUACUGUUACAUCAGAAAUGGCUACUUAUAAGAAACAAAUAUCCUCUUUAGACGACGAUCUUAGUCAAAAACUUGAAAAGAUCCACAGCCUCGCCCAACAGCUGGAAGUCUCACGGUCAGAAACCGAAGAACUAUCCACAGAACUUUGCAAGGUCAUCGCUGAACACCAAAAAACGAAUUCGACGAUAAAAUCAGAGCGCGAUCAGUUAUCGAACGAAAACUUGAGGCUUCAUCAAAGCUUGCGGGAGGCCCAGGAUCACCUCAAACUAAGCAAAGAUGAGCUGAAGGUGAUACAGGGUGAAUACGAUGGAUACAAAGUGAGAGCUCAGAGUGUGCUGAGGCAGAACCAGAAGAGGGACGUAGGAUUGGAAGAAAAACUUUCCGAGGAGGUUGCUUCGCUUCUUGCUCAAAAUUCGGUGCUGUCUCGGCAACUUGAAGAAUCAAAGAUAACAGUUGAGCAUCUAGAAAAGGAAAAUUCCAAACUGUCGACUGAAAUAAAAGAAUAUUUAAACAAAAUACGAGAACUGGAAGAAGAUUGUGACGAGGUAAAGACGCAAUUUGCCGAUUUAUCCACCAAACACGAGAAGACCGUUUCAGAAAACGCUGAAACUCUGAGAAAUCUUAAGGUCCAUGCUGAUACCGUUUCACAGUGCUACAGACAACAGUUGUCUGAUCUGGAAAAUCGUCAUAGCAGGGAAGUCUUAGAGCUGCAGAGUCGUUUGGAGAAAGUGCCCACUCCGAGUGAAACUUCCCCCGUGCUGCCCACGAUGCCCAGAGGAGAAGGGGAGGGUUCUGAAAGUAUAGACAGCAACAGUUCCAUCCCUGUUCAUCCCAUACCGUUGGAAAGAUUAUUAGGUGCAGAUUCGGACCAGGAGAUCGAGAGGAUUAAGAAAAAACUAAACGAACAAGAAUCGAAAGUUACGCACCUUACGGCUCUCUUAUCUGAUACGGAGCAGGAUCUGGUGAAGCACAUCCAGAUGAAUAAACUACUUAAAGAAGAGAUAAGAAGGCAACAGAGGUCAGAGGAGCGAGAAAAACAUGCGGAAAAUUUGGAAUAUCUUAAAAAUGUAGUAUUUAAGUUUGUGACCUUGAACAGCGGGGACGAAAGAUCGCGCCUGGUUCCCGUGAUGAACACGAUACUGAAACUAAGCCCCGAAGAGACCAAAGAGCUCAACGCAGUAGCCAAAGGGAGCGAUCUCAGCCUCAAAGGAUGGAGCAACUAUUUACCGACGUGGUCUUCGCCAAGCAAGCCCCAAUGAAAUGCUUUUGAACGUUCCUAAAGCAUUCGGUGCAUGAUAUAUUUACAGUUCUCGCUCUAGAGGUUACGAGGUAACCUCGUAUGAGUGUAACGAAUGAAAGGUGCCUAUGUAUUCGUCCUAACAUAGAUUUUGUACAAAAUAGUACACUAAAGAAUGCAGUUUUUCGAUAAUGUCACUUGUCUAAAUGUCAAAUUUGACGCCUACAUACUGUCAUAUUCUACACUCGAUAAUUUUAUGAUGACAUAUUUUUCUCAUUGAUCACGAGUAAGAUAUAAGAGCAGCAAUAACGUAUAUACAGGGUGUCCCCGAAAAUAGUGCGUUCCUUAUAGGUAUAGGUAGAAGGCACAAUGUAGAGCAAAAAAUUCUUAUAACAUUUUUUUCUAAAUUGAUCCGUUUGAUCAAAAAACGAAAAUACAUUUUGAUAUGCAAAUUGAAGUCUGGCAACAACGCGCAACUUAAAAAUCUAAAGAUUAAAAAAGUAGGUUUGUAGGUCAGUUGCAUCUGGUAGGUAAAAUAAUGUAAAUAUCAACCAAACCCAUAUCCAUUAUUAUGCAGGUAGGUACCUACGAUGUCAACAACCCCAAAAAUCACACCUCAAAGUAAAUAAACAAGGGGUUAUAUAUAUAUAUAUAUAUAUAUAUAUAUAUAUAUAUAUAUAUAUAUAUAUAUAUAUAUAUAUAUAUAGUGGCUAAACAUCCCUUUAGGGGUUAU
This is a messenger RNA of Diabrotica virgifera virgifera (western corn rootworm), 5279 nucleotides long. It is a transcript of the gene GCC185, whose product is annotated as GRIP and coiled-coil domain-containing protein 2. NCBI's taxonomy places the organism in Eukaryota, Metazoa, Arthropoda, Insecta, Coleoptera, Chrysomelidae. The record is from RefSeq and is a predicted model, not a curated record. Bases 102 to 4568 code for a protein of 1488 amino acids. The transcript is spliced from 7 exons.